AUGUCGAUUCCCUUCUCUGUUGGCCGCAUCUUGGACAUCGCUACGUCGAGCAAGGACGCGCCCACGGUCCUAGGCCUCACCUUGAACCAGUUCUUCCUUGGCUUCGCUGCCUUCAUGACCCUGGGUGCUUUGGCGAACUUCGGGCGUGUGGUUCUUCUCCGGAUUGUCGGCGAGAGGGUCGUUGCUAGGCUUAGGACCCAGCUGUACCGGAGGACAUACGUCCAGGACGCCGAAUUCUUCGAUGCCAACCGCGUGGGCGACUUGAUAUCGCGUCUGAGCUCGGAUACAGUUAUUGUCGGCAAGAGCAUCACCCAGAACAUCUCUGACGGUCUCCGGGCCAUCGUGAGUGGUGCGACCGGCUUCUGUGCCAUGGCCUGGCUGAGCCCUCAGCUCACCUCGGUUAUCCUUCUGAUGUUCCCCCCGAUCGCUGUUGGAGCCUUCUUUUACGGACGAACUAUACGCAACAUCAGUCGACAGAUCCAAAAAAACCUGGGCACUCUGACAAAGAUUGCAGAGGAGCGUCUGGGCAACAUCAAAACCAGCCAAGCCUUUGCCGGCGAGAUCCAGGAGAUUGGUCGCUACAACCAUCAGGUGCGGAAAAUAUUCGCCCUCGGUCGGCGCGAAUCGAUCAUCGCGGCUACUUUCUACGGGUCAACAGGCUGGGCUGGAAACAUGACAAUACUGGCCCUGCUCAUUGUAGGCGGUAACCUUGUGAGGUCCGGGGCCAUGUCGCUGGGUGACUUGACAUCCUUUAUGAUGUACACCGUCUUCGCAGGAUCUAGUCUCUUUGGUGUGUCAGGUUUCUACUCGGAGCUCAUGAAAGGAGUCGGUGCGGCCUCGCGCCUCUUCGAGUUGCAAGACAGACAUCCCACAAUCCCAGCCACUGUGGGAAAGAAGGUCAUCUCAGCACAAGGACCUAUCAGAUUUACCGACGUUAGUUUCGCCUAUCCCACCAGGCCAGCUGUCACGAUCUUCAGAGGCCUGAACUUCGAAAUUCCAUCUGGCUCCAACGUUUGUAUCGUGGGUCCAUCAGGUGGUGGCAAAUCGACCGUGGCUUCCCUCCUCCUUCGCUUCUACAACCCAACCGAGGGUACAAUCACCAUCAACGGUGAAAACAUCAACGACCUGAAUGUCAAAUCUCUGCGACGGCGUAUAGGCAUGGUUGCACAAGAACCGGUACUGUUUUCCGGUACCGUGGCUGAGAACAUCGCGUACGGAAAGCCCCAGGCGACACAUGCAGAGAUUGUUGCUGCCGCAAGGAAAGCCAACUGUGGCUUCAUCAGCGACUUCCCCGAAGGCCUCGAGACACAAGUAGGCGCCCGAGGCGCCCAGCUGUCCGGAGGCCAAAAGCAGAGACUGGCAAUUGCUCGCGCUUUGCUGAAGGAUCCCGAUAUCCUGAUCCUCGACGAGGCGACAAGCGCCUUGGACGCAGAGUCCGAGACCCUCGUCAACGCAGCACUCGGGGAGCUGCUCAAGGGCCGGAACACGACCAUUUCCAUUGCUCACCGGCUGUCCACGAUCAAGCGGUCCGACCAGAUCAUCGUCCUGUCAAGCGAGGGCACCGUCGCCGAGAUUGGCAGCUACACCCGGCUGAGUGCGGACCCGGAGAGCGCAUUCAGCAAGCUGAUGGAGUACCAGAUGAGCGGCGGCGAGCCGCCCGCAGCUCUGCGCCCACCCAGGAUAGACGAGCAUUUCACGGAGGCCGAGGAGGACGAGGCAGACCUAGCAGAGGAGGAGGACGCGGAUCUCAGUGAGGUGGAGGAGGUGAAGGCAGAGGACAAGGGGAAGAAGGACUGA
Molecule: messenger RNA, 1797 nt
Organism: Diaporthe citri
Lineage: Eukaryota; Fungi; Ascomycota; Sordariomycetes; Diaporthales; Diaporthaceae
Exons: 2
Coding region: 1-1797 (598 amino acids)
Biological process (GO): transmembrane transport
Cellular component (GO): membrane
Molecular function (GO): ATP binding; ABC-type oligopeptide transporter activity; ATP hydrolysis activity
Source: RefSeq, a predicted model, not a curated record